GCACAUGUGUUACUUAAUAAAGAUGUCGGGUUAGCCAUGUAGAGCAUCUUAGUAAACUUGUAAUUAAUAUCGAGGCGUUCAAAGAUUAUUCGUUAUAGUCAGGUAACGGUAACUGCUAGUGGCACGGAAUGAGCGAAAUCACUGUCACUCCUCUUGGCGCAGGUCAAGAUGUGGGUCGGAGUUGCAUUCUUGUAAGCAUCGGGGGCAAGAAUGUCAUGCUCGACUGCGGCAUGCAUAUGGGGUUCCAGGAUGAGCGGCGCUUUCCAGACUUUUCUUACAUCAACAACGGCGGUUCUCUCGAUGAUUUCAUUGACUGUGUGAUCAUUUCGCACUUCCACCUCGAUCAUUGCGGAGCACUGCCAUACAUGAGCGAGAUGAUUGGAUAUAGCGGUCCAAUUUACAUGACACAUCCGACUAAAGCGAUUUGUCCUAUUCUGCUGGAAGAUUUUCGCAAGAUUUCUGUUGACAAAAAGGGUGAACAACACUUUUUUACAUCCGGGAUGAUCAAGGACUGCAUGAAGAAGGUGAUUGCGUGCAAUCUGCACGAAACUAUACGGGUGGACGCCGACAUGGAGAUAAAAGCUUACUACGCAGGACAUGUAUUGGGAGCCGCCAUGUUCCAUGUUCGUGUUGGACAUCUUAGCCUCGUUUACACUGGGGACUACAACAUGACCCCUGAUCGACAUUUGGGUGCGGCUUGGAUUGAUAGGUGUCGACCGGAUUUGUUGAUCACCGAGUCAACAUAUGCAACAACCAUUCGAGACUCGAAACGUUGCCGUGAAAGGGACUUUCUUUCAAAAGUUCAUGACUGCAUCGAUAGAGGCGGUAAGGUUUUGAUACCUGCAUUUGCACUAGGCCGCGCCCAAGAGCUGUGCAUUUUGCUAGAAACAUACUGGGAGCGCAUGAACCUCAAAUGCCCUAUCUACUUUGCCGCCGGUUUAACAGAAAAAGCAACCAAUUAUUACAAAAUGUUUAUCACUUGGACUAACCAGAAAAUCCGAAACACGUUUGUGGAUCACAACAUGUUCGACUUCAAGCACAUCAAGCCGUUCGAUAGAGCCUUCAUUGAUAAUCCAGGUCCGAUGGUUGUUUUUGCUACACCAGGAAUGCUUCACGCUGGUUUGUCAUUACAAAUCUUUAAAAAAUGGGCUCCAUUUGAGGAGAAUAUGGUGAUCAUGCCUGGCUACUGCGUAUCUGGCACAGUAGGAGCCAAGAUACUUAACGGGGCUCGGCGAGUCGAAAUCGAUAAAGGAAACUUUAUCGAGGUGAAGCUAUCCGUGGAGUACCUGUCAUUUUCAGCGCACGCUGACGCCAAGGGCAUUAUGCAACUAAUCCGGCAAUCCGAGCCGCGCAAUGUGAUGCUUGUGCACGGUGAAGGCGAUAAAAUGAAGUUCUUAAAAGGCAAAAUCGAAGAGGAAUUCCAUCUCGACUGCUACAUGCCUGCCAACGGUGAAACGUCAAUAAUCCCUGUUCCGGAACGGAUCACGCUGGACGCAGAUUUACCAUUGCUAAAGCGGGCCCUUCCACCUGCCGAACUACAAAUAGCUACCAAAAGGCCUAAAUUGAUUACGGGGGCUAUUUUUAUGUAUGACAACGUCAUGAAGCUGGUCGAACCUGAAACCGCUCUCGUGGAAUUGGGUGUCAAAGAACACCAGAUACGCUUUACAACAACAAUCUCGAUUCCAGAAUCGUUCCGGGGUUCAACGGGACGUCUGACGGAGGUUGUUCAGGAACUGAUUCGUGAGCGAGUAGCGUCCCAGGAAAAAGAGUCUCUCCAAACUUUACAGGACGGUUCGCUGUCACUAGGUUCAGCUCUUGUGCGAGUUUCCGGUUACGAGGAUGAUAUGAAGUCUGUAUGCGUGUCCUGGGCCAACCACGACGAAGAUUUAGGGACGCAACUUGUGUCACUGGUGCAAGAAGCCGUUUGCGUUGUCUAAGCUUCAAAUGACUCAUUCUCCAGUGGUUUAUUCUGUAUAGGUCCACUUUGUAUCAUGUAAUGGCUUCGUUUUGGCGGUGAUAGAAAACACAAGCCCGUCAAUGAGUUUAAUAUUUUCGAAAUUGUACAUAAGUGGCUUUUUAUUUAUAUACGAUUUGAGUAACGCGAUACUCGAAAUGUGCGUGAACAGAAAGUUGUCAAACAUAAAAGAUGUAAAUAAAUUGUUACGUGAUCGUAAAACAGAAUGUGAAACCUGUUUGUGUGCGAUCUCUCAUGCCACGACACACCGGGCAGCUUUAUUCGUGGAGAGGAUAUUUGUGUGCAAAGUAGAUACUUAGCUUUCUAUGAAAAUUUCUGCCGUUAUUCCUCUAGGUAUUUUUAGAGCAAGUAGAUGAACUGGGGACGUUGUUCAUAAGCAACCUAGAACAUAAAAUUAUUAGUUUUUACCUUUUAGUUAUUAGUUCACUAUUUUUUUUAAGGUUUUGAAACAUGAUUAGGCAUUACGCUAUAAGUAACAGGGUAUAAUCUAUUUACCUUAGUAUAUAACUAAAGAUUAUGUAAGGCCAGUAUAGUUCAUAGGAUUCUUUAUAGAAUUAGGAAGCAGAAUGCAUUAAACACGCUUCGACGCAAAGAUUAAACUUUCCAGUCGCAAAGCAAUUGGUCGAUGGUUCAAACUUUAUGGUGGGACAUAUGUAUAUGUGACGCUCGUAGUUCAUGUAUCAUUUAUCGAAACGCCAUUUCAUCUAAUAAAGAGCACUUUCUAGGUGGAACAAGAACGAAUAUAAGAUAAAAAUCGCGUGCAUAUUAAUAAAGAAAUUAAGGAUCAAGAAACUCAUAUAUACCAGUUUUUACACAAAAAAUUGAGCACCGCUUGAUAAAAUGUAAACUAUUAGUUUGCUAGGCUGCCUGAUGGCAUAAACGCGUCUUGUGCAGGCUGGACCGGAAUAAGCAGAGAGGGGAUAUUUACAACAUAAAUAUAUACGAAUAAGUGAAUCGAGAAUAAGAUGAUAAUAGGGAUAAAUGUGAAAGAAAGUUAAAUCCAAUAUAACUGUAAAACAAUUAUUAUUUUAAAACAAAUGAACGUGGUUAGGACAAUAAAGAAGACACAACUUUAAUACGGAAAAGUUGGUGAGGAUAGUAGUAGUAGUUUGGAACAGAGUUUUUAAGCAAGAUAUCGUGCGCUAGCUUAACAUCACCUCAAAAAGAAACUGUUAAAAGUUUAUUUAUUAU
This is a messenger RNA of Varroa destructor (honeybee mite), 3166 nucleotides long. RefSeq names its product integrator complex subunit 11 (gene IntS11). The record is from RefSeq and is a predicted model, not a curated record. Gene Ontology annotation, biological process: snRNA processing. Gene Ontology annotation, cellular component: nucleus. Lineage: Eukaryota; Metazoa; Arthropoda; Arachnida; Mesostigmata; Varroidae. Gene Ontology annotation, molecular function: RNA endonuclease activity.